AUGUCGAGCGACAAUCCGAACGACUUCUAUUUGCGCUACUACGUUGGGCACAAGGGGAAGUUUGGGCACGAGUUCUUGGAGUUCGAGUUUCGCCCGGACGGCAAGAUGCGGUACGCGAACAACAGCCAGUACAAGAACGACACGCUGAUCCGCAAGGAAGCAUACGUGGGCAAAAUCGUGCUCGAUGAGCUUAAACGCAUCAUCGAUGACUCGGAAAUUAUGCAGGUACGGCCUGAAACACUUCUGCAGCAUCCUGUCGGAAUGGAUAGAAAGUCAGUAACGGAGUUCCACUUCUAUGAAAGGAGAAGGUAAUU
This is a messenger RNA of Gongylonema pulchrum, 314 nucleotides long. The record is from the annotation of a GenBank genome assembly. NCBI's taxonomy places the organism in Eukaryota, Metazoa, Nematoda, Chromadorea, Rhabditida, Gongylonematidae.